This is a messenger RNA of Colletotrichum scovillei, 1805 nucleotides long. RefSeq names its product glycosyl hydrolase family 16. Lineage: Eukaryota; Fungi; Ascomycota; Sordariomycetes; Glomerellales; Glomerellaceae. The record is from RefSeq and is a predicted model, not a curated record. The transcript is spliced from 2 exons. Gene Ontology annotation, molecular function: hydrolase activity, hydrolyzing O-glycosyl compounds; glycosyltransferase activity. The coding region runs from base 349 to 1479 and encodes 376 amino acids. Gene Ontology annotation, biological process: carbohydrate metabolic process; fungal-type cell wall organization. Gene Ontology annotation, cellular component: fungal-type cell wall.
CAGGUGUUUGCCGUUGCCAAAUGCUCAAACGUACGUCAGCCUCCUUGAGAUGGGGUGGAAGUGAGGUGGUUGGCUCCAGCUCGUCCAGCUGGAACUCGCGUGAUGGGUUCUCCUAGUAAAGCUCAAACACCAGGUAUCCAUGCAUCCUGUUGAUUCUGCCCUUCUUUAAUGGAGACGCUGACCCGCCAUCGAAAUAAGGGGGCGGGUUUGGUUUCCAUGGUUCUUCACUGAAAGCCUCAGCCAUUUCUCUCGUUCUAUCUCUUCUCUUUUAAAACUUCUUUUUCUUCCAAUAUACUAUCGUUGAAUUGAAUUUUAGAGGGUUCUUCCUUCGCCGUAAAAUUACUCACAAUGGCAUUGUCUUUCGUUCGUCAAGCGUCGCUCGUUGCGCUUCUCGCUUCUACAACUUUCGCUCAAACUUUUACCGAUUGCGACCCUACUAAGAAAACGUGUCCCGCCAACAAAGGUCUGUCAAAGAGCACCUAUGAGGUCGACUUCACCAAGGGCGCCGACAACGAUGCCUGGACCGUCACCGCCGGCAACAUCACCUACGGUACUGAUGGCGCCGAGUUUACCCUGAACAAGAAGGGUGAUGCCCCCACUAUCGAGACAUCGUGGUACUUUUUCUUCGGCCGCGCCGAGGUCCUCAUGAAGGCCGCCCCCGGAACCGGUAUCGUUAGCAGUGUAGUCAUCGAGUCCGAUGACUUGGACGAGGUCGACUGGGAGUGGCUCGGCGGCAAGGAUGCUGAGGUUCAGACCAACUACUUCGGCAAGGGCAACACCACUAGCUACGACCGUGGCGCGUUCCACACCAUCGCCGCGACUCAGACCGAGUACCACAACUACACCAUCGACUGGACCAAGGAGGCCGUCACCUGGUACAUCAACAGCAACCUUGUCCGCACCCUCAACUACGCCGAUGCCCUUGGCGGCAAGAACUUCCCCCAGACCCCGGCCCGCCUGAGACUCGGUAUCUGGGCCGGAGGCGACCCGGACAACAACGCCGGCACCAUCACCUGGGCCGGCGGUGAGACCGACUACACCAAGGCGCCCUUCACCAUGACCGUCCAAAAGGUCUCCAUCACCAACGCGAACCCCGGUGGCUCCUACACUUACGGCGACAUGACUGGUGACUACUCGAGCAUCAAGAUUGGCGCCGCCACCGACGACAGCACCAAUGCCGGUCAGAACGACACCACUUCAGGUAACACAACCUCCGAACCCGCCUCCGGGAGCUCCGACGCGACAGCGACGCCUUCCUCUGGUUUCCCCGUGUCCUCGGGCGCCCCGCUGAGAAACUCCACCACGACAGGAACCACGAUCCGUCCGACGGUUGCUCCCUCGGCCACCCAGUCUGGCUCGUCCGCCAGCGCUACCGCCUCCACCGGUGCCAGCGCUGCCGCUGGAAAGCUGUUGACCGGCGCGACUGUUGGCACUGGUCUGUUUGGAUUUGCUCUCGUCGCGAUGGCUGGCCUGUUUUAGAAGAGAUAUCCCCCCAUUUGUUACAGUAGUGUGUAUGUAGUUCUUCCCACCACAGUUAGAUAAUACAGGACCAGAAGAGUCCUACUUUCCAAAGUUAGCCCUAUAUCUGGCCCGCGGAACGCGAUAAAUUCAAGUGACUUCAACCCUUGCGUCGAUGAGAGAGAGGGAGAAGAGGGCUGUUUUGGCCUGGCCCCAGCAGAUACAUUGGUGGUAAAUAUAACGGCUCAACUCGCACGCAUGGAUGAACCCCGUGUGCUAUGUAGUUGAUCCAUGGAUGGUUGGUUUGCGCCCGAACGCACAAACUUACGCUGAUUUUUCGAGGAGGG